Lottia gigantea (owl limpet) is the source of this 1041-nucleotide messenger RNA. RefSeq lists its product as hypothetical. The transcript has 6 exons. The annotation marks the transcript as partial. Gene Ontology annotation, molecular function: protein binding. The record is from RefSeq and is a predicted model, not a curated record. Lineage: Eukaryota; Metazoa; Mollusca; Gastropoda; Lottiidae.
CUACCUACUGAGAUUCUGAUGUAUAUUUGUGAUUUUGUGGAUGCCAAGACGAUAAUUAAAAGUUUAUGUAAAGUUUGUCAAGCGUUUCAGCUGAUAUUCUCGGGUGAUGUUUAUUGGAAGUUGAGAAUAUUUAAAAGAUGGCCGGAACAAUACCCUGCUGUUUCAGUUGAUGAUUUUGAUUGGAAAGAAGGCUGUAUAGCUCGAGAAGAUUACAAUAGAAAAUGGCAGAAUCCUGAAGAAUAUUAUCACCAUAUAUCAUACAGUGCUGGUUUAUUCGCAGCAGUUGAUGCUGUACAUUUGAUGAAGAAUGGGUCAAUAUUGGCAGCUGGCUCUAGAGAUAGAUAUCUGACUGUUUUAAACCUUGACCGGUACGAUUCAGACCAGCCUGUAGAUAGUAUGAAAGAUAUGCUGGUAUAUAGUGACAGGAAGGAACACACAGGUUGGAUCUGGUCUCUGGCGUCUGUUGAUAAUCAGCUGGCUACAGGCUCCUGGGAUACGUUUAUAAAAUUAUGGGAUGUAGACGCAGGAUGUGAGUCGAUAUCAAAAUUCAAAUGUAAAUCAGCAGUACUCUCCCUUUAUAUGGAACCAGGCUUUAUAGCCGCAGGAAGUUACGAUAAAUGUUUAAAUUUGAUCGAUCCACGAGAUGGGAAAGUUGACUCCAAACGUUUACAUCGUCAGCCUGUUUUAUGUGUUGCCGGGGACGAUAAAUACAUCAUAACAGGAAGUGAAGAUAAAACGAUCAAGAUUUACGACCGACGGGCGGGAUCACUUUAUAAAACGCUAGAAGACUGCUAUCCAUUAGAUUUAAAUUAUGGUGAUAAUCAACUCUGGUUUGGGGAUAAAACAGGAAAUUUACACCUCAUCAACACGACACAUGGUGAUUUUAAUAUGGUGGCAACAUACGAUGUCGGCCAUACUGGUAAACUGACUGGUGUACAAAGAACUCCUGGAUCAAUUUUUACUUCGAGCAGCGAUAACACGAUAAAAGUUCUACAACCUACAUUAAAUCCCACGGCAAUGACUACGCUUAAACAUCAUGAU